AUGGCUCGAGCAACAUCGAAAAAGGCUACCAAGCCCCUACAGGAUCCGAGAUUACCACCGCCGCCCUUUACAAAAGCACCGGAGGCUCUGGAAGCUUUUGUCGAAAGUCUGGACAAAGCCCACGUCUACAUUGUCCAUGUCGACCGAUUCCCUGCAGCGUUCAAGAAGCGCAUCUUCACCGUUCCCGUCCUCCUCAACAUUGCCAUCGCCGCACUGCUCGCAUGGCGACUCUAUGCCAUCCUUCCUACAUACCUGGCAAUCUUCACCUCGGUGAUUGGCCUCGAAUCGCCUGCAACCGUUGACACAGCCGGCCAGACCAAGUCACAUCUGGCAUGGGUCUUGACAAAGCGCGUGGCCAUGUUCAUGUUCGACUUUGUCCUCUGCCGCUUCAUUCUACCCUGGCCCAUCACCUUUUUCCUCGAGGCGCCUGCCAACCCAUGUUACUGGCGCAUCAAGGUCGGUUUCGGCGAUCAAGAAGUCGCUGUACGCAUCAGCCGCGAUUGGGGCACUGAAGAGCUAUUGGAUGGCGUAAAGACUGGAGCAGAUAGCCCGUUCUUCACAACGCGCAUUUUGCCGGCAAUCGAACGCAACUACAUGCGCCAGAAGACGGCAUACCUUAUGAUGGGCAAGGAUUGGGACCUGGACUUUGGUGCCAUGGUGAAGGCGCAUCGCUUGAUCGACGACAAGGAGAACAGUCUCAAGGACUUUGAAAAGAGUGUACUCGCGUACAGUGAACAACAUGGAUGGCUGUACUGGGCUGUGCACAAAUUGGACGAAGAGGGCGAGGAAGAGGAGAACAGGAAAAAGAUUGUCGCGCUCAAGGACCGCUUGACCGUCAUGGGCAAGGAGAGUCUGUUCUUCCGCUGGAUCGAAAUCGUGCAGUACGAGAGCAGUCGUCCUGGCGAUUUCACUCCUGAGCGUCAAGUCGAGACAUACAAGAAGGUGCAGCAGGAGUUUGAAAAGCAUGGCGUUGAUUUCAGGGAGCUGCUCGAGAAGGUCGGCGGCUUCGACGGAAUGCCAGGUCUUCCUGCUUCGCAAGCUCCCAUGUGA
Molecule: messenger RNA, 1050 nt
Organism: Aureobasidium pullulans EXF-150
Lineage: Eukaryota; Fungi; Ascomycota; Dothideomycetes; Dothideales; Saccotheciaceae
Exons: 1
Coding region: 1-1050 (349 amino acids)
Source: RefSeq, a predicted model, not a curated record